Messenger RNA from Camelina sativa (false flax), 746 nucleotides. RefSeq lists its product as uncharacterized. The record is from RefSeq and is a predicted model, not a curated record. NCBI's taxonomy places the organism in Eukaryota, Viridiplantae, Streptophyta, Magnoliopsida, Brassicales, Brassicaceae.
AAUUUAUAAAUGACCAACCAACUAACCUAAGCAAUGAACAUUAUUCCACUCUCCAAAUUACCACCAACUUUUUUAGAUCAUAUCAACAUGGGACUCAUCAUCAUCAUCAUUGCAUUGGUCAUGGUCGUAGUAGUUGCAUCAUCAACGUCCGAUCAAACAAAUGUCCUCACACCACUUUGCAUCAGUGAAUGUUCCACAUGUCCCACCAUUUGCUCCCCUCCGCCUUCAAAACCCUCUCCCUCCACGUCGUCGUCACCACCUCCGUCUCCCACAUUGCCGUCAUCCACUUCUCCACCGCCUCCACCGCCACGCAAACACUCUCCCCCGCCACUUUCGCAAUCGCUUUCACCGCCACCGUUAAUUACCGUUAUCCAUCCACCGCCGCCACGGUUUUACUAUUUUGAGUCCACGCCACCACCUCCACAGAUAUCUUCCGAUGGAAAAGGCUCGCCCCCAUCAGCUCCACCGUCGCCACCAUCCCCUAAGGGACAGUCACAAGGGCGACAACCUCCUUACCCGUUUCCUUAUUUCUAUUUCUACACGGCAUCAAAUGCCAAUCUUCUCUUUUCUUCUUCCUUUUUGAUCUCUCUUGUUAUAUUUUCUUUAUCUAUCUUUCUUAACGGUUCGUUAGUGUGAAGAACUCCUCUAUAUUGUUAAAUUAUACUUACUGUUAUAGUAUACUAUUAUUCAUUUUUGUUGUAAUAUAAGAUUGCUUUCUCAUCAAUGCAACAUUGAACAUCAAAGUA